AUGAGUUGGACUGUGGCUCUGGCGCUGCUCUCGCUCGCCGCGCUCACCAAAACUGAUCACAAUACUCCACAGAACAGAGUGGAGUAUGACUACUACAAGUACCACAACAUGGAGGAGAUCAACAAGUGGAAGUCGGACGUCGCCGCCGCUCAUAAAGACGUCGUGGAGAUUGUGGAAUAUGGAAAAACCUACGAGAAUAGAACCAUCGACCUCCUGAAGAUCGGUUUUCCCGGACACAAUAAGUCGAUUAUUUGGAUGGACUGUGGGAUCCACGCGAGGGAAUGGAUCAGUCCUGCGUUCUGUCAGUACUUUGUCAAAAUGAUUCUUGACACCUACAAAACAGAUCCCAAAAUGGAGCAGAUGAUGAAAAACAUGGACUUUUACGUGACUCCCGUUCUGAAUGUCGACGGAUACAUUUUCUCCUGGAUAAAUGAAAGUACUCGUUUGUGGAGGAAGAACAGAUCUCCGGGUCCUUGUGGCUGCCCCGGGACCGACCUCAACAGAAACUUCGACUUCACGUGGGGAACUGUGGGCGUGUCGUUCAACUGUUGCUCUCUGGUUUAUCCUGGACCAGAUCGAGUCUCUGAGCCUGAGACUAAAGCCGUCAGUGAGUUUGUGAGGAGCGUUUCAGACCUGGUCCUGGCCUUCGUCACCGUCCACUCGUACGGACAGAUGCUCCUCAUCCCGUACGGACACCCGCAGGUCAUCGCCCCCAACCAGGACGAGCUGAUGGAGGUGGGGUUGGCUGCAGCUGAGGCCAUGGAGAAAGUCCACGGGAUGAAAUAUGUUGUGGGAACAUCUCCAGACAUUCUGUAUGAACACUCGGGCUCGUCUUGUGACUGGGCUCGUCUCCAGGGCGUCCCCUACAGUUUCACCUUUGAACUGCGGGACAGGGGGACUCACGGCUUUGAGCUUCCGGAGGAUCAGAUCCGUCCGACGUGUGAGGAGGCCUACAGCGGAGCUCUGCACAUCAUCACCCACGCUCACGACAAAACCUUCAACAGAUCUCCUGCUCGUACUGCAGACGCCCUGUGGGGGGCGCUGCUGCUCACUCUGCUCAAGUGGAUCAUGUUAUAGCAGGGGUGGGCAAACUACGGCCCGGGGGCCAUAUGCGGCCCUUUAAACCUUUUAA
Molecule: messenger RNA, 1132 nt
Organism: Boleophthalmus pectinirostris (great blue-spotted mudskipper)
Lineage: Eukaryota; Metazoa; Chordata; Actinopteri; Gobiiformes; Gobiidae
Product: carboxypeptidase O-like
Exons: 9
Coding region: 1-1077 (358 amino acids)
Biological process (GO): proteolysis
Molecular function (GO): zinc ion binding; metallocarboxypeptidase activity
Source: RefSeq, a predicted model, not a curated record